AUGAGAGGACUUGUUGUCUUGGUUACUUUGGCCUGUUUUGCCAGCGCUCAGCACCAAGCACUGAUUGACUAUUUGGAGCGGAGGCUGCUCGCUAUUGAGGACCGGAUCUCUCUGUGGCAUGAACAAACAGCCCGAUACGCCUCUGAGCUGCGGGAGCUGAAGCAGCAGAUGGUUUCCCAGCUGGAGAACUUGGACAAAGAGAAGGAGGCGCUAAGGAUGAAUCUGGACGGUGUGGGGACGAGGGUGGACCGGGUCGAGCGUGAGCUGGACUAUCUGGAGACUCAGAACGGAGCGCAGCCGUGUGUGGACGUGGACGACAAGCUGAUAGAGCAGCAGGUGACGCUGGUGCAGGAGAAGCAGAAGGCCAAGUACUCAAAACUGUCAGACUGCAGCGACAUGAUCUCCAGCAUAAAAGCCAUGAAGAUCUUGAAGCGAAUCGGAGGGCCAAAGGGCAUGUGGACCAAAGACGGCAGCAGGGGCUCUGGAAAGAUUUACAUUUUUAACGGGACAGAUGAAGACACCAUUCAUGAGUUUGCCACUGUGCAGGACUUCUCCCGCUCGCUGGGCAUGUCUCUGUCCAAGAAGGUGACGCUGCCGUCUGCCUGGAGGGGAACAGGACACGUCGUCUUCAAUAAUUACGCAUAUUAUAUAAGUCAAGUUGACGAGAUAACGGUGGUUAAAUAUGACAUGAAGAACAGCUCCGUGACGGACCGCGCAGUGUUUCCAGUGCAGGACCAUGUCCCCGUGUACGGCCUGACCCCUGAGACGCUGAUGGACCUGGCUGUGGACGAGGAAGGCCUGUGGGCGAUCUAUGCCACGCGGCAGAGCGAGAGGUACAUCUCUCUGGCUAAAAUGGACGCCAACUCGCUGGACAUCGAGCAAAUGUGGGACACAAAUUGUCCAAGAGAGAACGCUGAGGCGGCUUUCGUCAUCUGUGGCACUUUGUACGUGGUGUACAACACCAAACAGCCCGGUCGCUCACGCGUCCAGUGUGUGUUUGAUGUCAACGGUAUGGUGACCAACGAAGACGCACCGCUGGUUUACUUUCCAAAGCGCUAUGGUGCCCACUCCAGUCUGAAGUACAACCCGCAGGAGCAGCUGCUCUACGCCUGGGACGACGGCUACCAGAUCCUGUACAAGCUCAUCAUGAAAAAGAAACUAGAGAUUUGAACCUGAUAAUAAACCGCACCAUUCUCCCAAAACCUCCACAAACAAGCCUAACGAUAUAACCCUGGAACUACAUCAAGUGGACUUUAUGUUACUAUACACCAUUUUUAAUGCAUCCUGUUGCAGCCUGGUCUCCUAAAAAGUACAUUCUCCUACAACUAAACUGCAAUGUCAGCUACAUUACUAGUAAAACACAUUGUACCUCCUGAUUCCAUUUGGGUUUUUUUUUGUUUUUUUUCUAAUCAAAGUCCAUAUAGGAAGCAGGUCAGGGUGGAUGGAUGGUUUAAAUAAUUGCAGGACUUUCACACAGGAGACCACUAUAUGUGCACCUCAUGAAACCAAAAGUACUUUUUAUCUUUCAACCAAAGCCAUGAUCAAAAUCAUAAUCAUAGUCAGAAAUACUUUAUUCAUCGCAAGCAGUAAAUUGCUUUUGUUACAGCUGCUGCUGUAUAAUAAAUAGAAAUGGAAAUAAGUAAAUAAAAAAAAUGCUAUAUACUAUACUAUACAACAACAAUAUAAAAUACAAAUGAUCUUUUCAGAAACCAGAUUUAAACUAGUAGAUCUUUGCCAAAACAUAAUCAAACUGUGAGCUUUUCACAACAUUAACCAUGUGUUUAAACCACAACUGUAAUCCAGGAGUUUCCCUCAAAAGAUUUGGCUGUAGAAUUUAUGCAAAAAAAAAAAAAGGUUAUAUGGUAUAACAAUUCUUCUUGAAAACUGACUUCAGUUGUGAGCCAGUGACCAUCAAGUAUGUUGGUUUUGUUUCAGUUUUAAAUAAAAGUUUAAGAUUAUACUGCUCUGAAAAGUCUCAACAAUUAAAUGUUUUGGUUUUUUUUGGUUUUUCUAAAAAAGAGUACAACUCUUGUAGAAAUUAAUGGACGACAAUGGAGGUUGGGAAAAUAAAUUCAAAUGUCUUAAAUACUACACUACAAUCAUGGAAAAAAAAUAUUAGACCACCCUUGUUU
This is a messenger RNA of Centropristis striata (black sea bass), 2132 nucleotides long. It is a transcript of the gene olfml3b, whose product is annotated as olfactomedin-like 3b. Gene Ontology annotation, biological process: signal transduction. The transcript has 3 exons. The record is from RefSeq and is a predicted model, not a curated record. NCBI's taxonomy places the organism in Eukaryota, Metazoa, Chordata, Actinopteri, Perciformes, Serranidae. Bases 1 to 1170 code for a protein of 389 amino acids.